AGUAAUGUAAUAUAUGUUGAAGUCAAUGAUAACAAGUUGUAGUAGAAUGUUAUUGUAAAUAUUUUUAGUAAAAUAAAAACCAGUAAAUAUAUUAUUUAGUGUCUAAAUAUGAAUUUUGCUUCAAAACACACUGUGUUUUUUUCGGCGGUCCUGCUUUUAGGUCUUCCACUACUUACUUUGCAAUUUGAUAUAUAUGAAGAAACAGACACGCAAAAAGAUGAUGAUUUUUCUACUGUGGAUGAAUCUGAAUCUCUACUUUCUAAUGUAGUUUCUGAUGUAAAUAAAACAUUAACAAACUUUUACAAUCAUGUAACAUCGGCUAAUGUUUCUGUGGAAAACAAAACACAUUCAAUUAAUGAGACACGUAAACUAGUCAAAUGUAAGGAGAUAGUGUAUGAUCAAAGAGAAUUUACCGAACCUUCGGUAGAAAUAAUCAAUGGAACUGCUCUUGCGAAGCUACUUCAAAUUAAGCCUGAUAUAUCUAGUCGAGACAUCGAAGCUGACUGUGUUUUAGUACUAUUUCAUGCGAGAGCCUGUCCUUUUAGUGCUCAUGCAGCCCCACAUUUUAACGCUCUAGCCAGAUCUUAUCCAAACAUUAAAAUGGUAGCACUUGAUGCUUUAAAAUACCAUGGGAUUAAUGCACAGUAUGGAAUAGUUGGUGUACCAACUCUGAAAAUGUUUCACAAUGGUCGACCAGUAGGUAAAUUUAAUGGUACCGAGUACAAUAUCCACUUGUUUAGUAAAUUUGUUCAUGCUAUAACUGGACAGAAUCCCCAAGGCUUGUUAGUAACUUCAAAAGACUUUCAAGGGCCUGUAUCAAGUGUCGUGGAGAAGGAAACUGAUUACUUCUUAAUUCUUUCUUGGUUUUUUAUAAUAGUGUGUUCAGUGUAUUACUUUAUGGAGUCGAAAUGGUGGAAGAUGAUUGUCGAAAUGAUUCAGAAUAAUUGGAGAGAAUCAGAAGCACAACAUGAACAUAACGACUGAUUUGUGUUUAUUUUUAUUAUGUAUUUGUAUGUAUGAAUAAAUUAUUGGUGUUGUUUAAGGUUAA
This is a messenger RNA of Melitaea cinxia (Glanville fritillary), 1048 nucleotides long. It is a transcript of the gene bug, whose product is annotated as thioredoxin domain-containing protein 15. The record is from RefSeq and is a predicted model, not a curated record. Bases 109 to 984 code for a protein of 291 amino acids. Gene Ontology annotation, biological process: cilium assembly. The transcript is spliced from 2 exons. Lineage: Eukaryota; Metazoa; Arthropoda; Insecta; Lepidoptera; Nymphalidae. Gene Ontology annotation, cellular component: cilium.